AUGAAUUUAAGCACCACAGUAGGCAGUUGCCAAUCGCUAACAUCCACAUCAAACCGAUCGAUCAUGGAUUCCGAUGGCAACAAACUACACGUAGUUAUGUUCCCAUGGCUAGGGUUCGGUCAUAUGAUACCAUUCUUGGAGCUUGCCAAGUCCAUCGCCGUUAGGGGUCACAAAGUCUCCUUUAUCUCCACCCCAAGAAACAUCCAACGCCUCCCCAGACUCCCUCCAAACUUAGCCACUCACAUACACUUUGUCCCUCUCACUUUGCCCAACGUCCACGGUCUGCCUCACAACGCCGAGGCCACCAUGGACGUUCGCGGCGACCAGAUUCAGUACCUCAAGAUCGCCUUCGACGGCCUCGAAACUGAUUUGACUCGGUUCCUCUACAACUCAUCUCCUGAUUGGAUUCUUCACGAUUUUCUUCCUUACUGGUUGCUACCAAUCGCAGCUAAACUUAACAUCUCGUGUGCCUUCUUUUCAAUUAUCAAUGCAUGGUUCAUAGGUUUCUUUGGACCCACUUCGGGAUUGAUUGACGGUUCUCAUCCACGGACAGAGCCCGAGCACUUCACCGUCCCGCCGGAGUGGGUUCGGUUCCCGACAAAGGUAGCGUAUCGCCUCCACGAGACACCCUUUAUCAUGGGAGCGUUUGAACCCAACGAGUUAGGGGUUUCGGACAUGUACCGAGUGGGAAUGACCUAUGCCGGGAUUGACGCUUUUUUUAUGCGACACUGUGAGGAGUUCGAACCAGAAUGGUUGAACGUGCUCCGAGAGCUUUACGGCAAACCUGUGAUUCCAGUGGGUUUAAUGCCUCCCACGGUGCAGGAUAGCGGAGAGGAGAGAAAUGAAGCGUGGGUUUCCAUUAGUGAGUUGCUGGGUAAGCAAAAGAAAGGCUCUGUGGUUUACGUAGCACUCGGGAGUGAGGUGACACUGAGUCAGGAGCAACUCACGGAGUUGGCUCUUGGGUUGGAGCAAUCUGGGUUACCCUUCUUCUGGGCACUGAGAAAGCCACCCGGCUUGGACGAGUCUGACUCGGUUGAGUUGCCGGUUGGGUUCGAGGAGCGAACCAGGGGUCGUGGAGUUAUUUGGACGGGCUGGGCGCCACAACUCAGGGUACUGGGUCAUGACUCGGUGGGUGGUUUCCUGACCCACUGUGGUUGGAGUUCCAUCAUAGAGGGACUCAAGUUUGGGCUCCCACUUAUCAUGUUACCCUUUGUGGUAGAUCAAGGGUUGAAUGCUAGGGUGUUUGAAGAUAAAAAGGUUGGGAUAGAGAUACCGAGGGACGAACGAGACGGGUCGUUUACGAGGAACUCAGUGGCUGAGUCGGUGAGGUUGGUAAUGGUUGAUGGUGAGGGAACAAUUUACAGGGACAACGCAUGGGAGAUGAAGAAGAUAUUCGGAGACAAAGAAGGGCAAGACAGAUACAUAGAGCCCUUUCUAGAGUUUCUUGAAAAGCAUAGGCGUGUGCUCGAGGACAGCUGAGUUGACACCGACUCGACUCGUCACUCAGGCACCAGUACUAUUGUACUGUUCAAUUUGAUUUGGAUUGUAAUGUAAAUCAGUAUUGUAUUUGAUUUGGAUUGUAAUGUAAUGGAUUUUCAUAAUUCAGUUCGUCUGUUUUUUAAAAUUUGUACUCGUCCGCUGCCUUACUGUCUGUAACUGACAUUCGGUGAUGGAAGCCCCCCCACAUCACAUGUGUAUCUGACUCAGUGAGCCCCGUCAGGCGUUAGUGGUA
This is a messenger RNA of Cornus florida, 1732 nucleotides long. RefSeq names its product putative UDP-rhamnose:rhamnosyltransferase 1. Gene Ontology annotation, molecular function: UDP-glycosyltransferase activity. The transcript has a single exon. NCBI's taxonomy places the organism in Eukaryota, Viridiplantae, Streptophyta, Magnoliopsida, Cornales, Cornaceae. The coding region runs from base 1 to 1479 and encodes 492 amino acids. The record is from RefSeq and is a predicted model, not a curated record.